GAUGCUUCACAGCUAUACACACACAAUACACACACAUCAUCACACAUAUUCCAACAAUAAUAUUAAAAUAAAAUAAAUUACUCCUCCUAUAACACACUGAGUCAGAAAUAAAUUGAAACAAACAGAUUGAAAUUCCAUCAUCAUCAUCCUCCUUUUCUGUACCUGUCAAAUCUUAACCUCCAUUAAUGGCUGCUCAAGCUUUUCCCAUCACCUAAUCAUCAUCACACACAGAUCUAAUUCCUUGUCCUCUCCUUCGUCGUUUCGAUCAUCCAGAUUGUCGUUUCGUCAUUUCGCUCCUCAAUUAGAUCUUCACAAUCCUCUCUUAUCCAUCGUUAUAAGUUGAAUCAUAUAUAUAUUUAUUUUAGAUGAUUAAGUUUAUAUUUUGUUGAAUUAUUGUGAUUAAUUUGCAUUAUAUUAAGCAGAUCUUCGUGGUGUAAUUAUAAUAAUUGAGAAAGUAGGUUUAUUUUGUUCGGAUAGUGUUGUUAAUUAGAAAUGGAUAUAGAUGAGUUUCGGAGGAUAUUAUCCGACUCAGCAGUAGAUAUUUGGAGUUUUAUAGAUACGGCGAUAGCGGUAGCGUCGUCGGAUUACGGAGAAGAGCUGAAGGAUCGGAGAGAUGAGAUUGUGCAGAGACUUUAUGCGUGUAGGAAUUGCGGCGACCAAGUAAAUGAGCAUAGGAGGAUUGUGGAGCCGGUGGUGAAAGUGGAUAACAGUCAAGCUAAGUUGAAGCACUCUCCGUAUACUCCGCAGUCUGUUCAUAGAGAGGAGGAUGUUGAUGUUGUUAAUGAUGAUGAGGAAGAGGAUCCGUAUGCCGGUUUGUUUGAUGAUGAUGAGGAGACGAGGAUAUUGAGGAUUAAGGACCAGAUUGAAGAUCCUGACCAGACUGAGGAGUCUUUAGUUGAAUUGCUUCAAGGACUUGCUGAUAUGGAUAUUACAUUCAAAGGCCUUAAGGAAACUGAUAUAGGGAGGUAUGUAAAUCGGUUAAGGAAGCAUGAGUCGAAUGAAGUAAGGAGAUUGGUGAAGCAACUAGUGAGAAAAUGGAAAGAUUUGGUUGAUGAAUGGGUGAAGUUGAACCCACCAGAAAUUCCAUCUUCUACUAUUAUUGCUGAUGGAGAAUCACCUCCAAUGAACAUGCGGAGGAAUCUCCCAAAUGGUCACCAGGUCCCUGAUUUUGCAUAUUCCCCUAAUCCAAACAAUGGAAGCUCUGGCUCAGAAAGGAAUAAUUCAGAGCCAGAACAAAAGCCAAAAUCUGUUCCUAGAAGAGAAUUAGUGGCGAAACCUACCUACCGACCUACUGCUGGAUCUGCUUCUGCUCCUCCUCUUAAUAGACCUCACAAGGAAACAGCCAUAGAUCCUGAUAGGCUCGCAUCAGCAAGAAAGAGGCUUCAUGAGAACUAUCAAGAAGCUCAAAAUGCUAAAAAACAAAGGACGAUACAAGUGAUGGAUAUACAUGAGAUACCUAAGCCAAAGAAUGGUUACAUAGCCAAGAAUAAAGGUGGCUUUCAUGGAAGGAACCAUAGGUGAUUGGUGCCCCUAAUAUGUGACAAAUCUCCAGCAGUCAGCUGGUUACAUAAACUUAUGCUUGCGCGAACUUAUACGCAGUUUUCUUUGCUUGUUUGGGGCAACCAGGAACCUGUUUAUCCCCUCUUUCUGUUAUUAACCCGGGAAAAUAACAACUGCACUCUAAUUUGGUCGGGUCUUAUUUAUAAAUUAUAUAUAUAUUCUAGAUAAACUGAAAUUUUGCUCA
Molecule: messenger RNA, 1744 nt
Organism: Daucus carota subsp. sativus
Lineage: Eukaryota; Viridiplantae; Streptophyta; Magnoliopsida; Apiales; Apiaceae
Product: probable mediator of RNA polymerase II transcription subunit 26c
Exons: 9
Coding region: 493-1521 (342 amino acids)
Cellular component (GO): nucleus
Source: RefSeq, a predicted model, not a curated record